Molecule: messenger RNA, 3720 nt
Organism: Tyto alba (common barn owl)
Lineage: Eukaryota; Metazoa; Chordata; Aves; Strigiformes; Tytonidae
Gene: PIRT
Product: phosphoinositide interacting regulator of transient receptor potential channels
Exons: 3
Coding region: 325-750 (141 amino acids)
Biological process (GO): positive regulation of cation channel activity; phosphatidylinositol-mediated signaling
Molecular function (GO): transmembrane transporter binding; phosphatidylinositol bisphosphate binding
Source: RefSeq, a predicted model, not a curated record
ACAGGGAUGUGGGGAUUGGGGUGAGCCUGGCUUAGGAGAGCAGGACCUUCUGCUGCAGUCCAUCCCACUGCCGGUGGGGUGGGCAGCCAUCCCUCACCACUCGCCGUAGCAGAGACUGCUCAGCCCAGCAGCAUCCAGCCCUCCUGGGGCUGACACACAGCAAGAGAAAGCUGGAUACUCCCAGCCACUCCUCUUGUGCCUGCAGGAGCUGGUGACUGGGCUCCUUCUCGGCGUGCUCAAGGGGAUGUUUAAUGCAACCGGACGCCUCACCUCCCACAGCGAGCCACGACACGCCGGUGACAGCCCGGACGACAGAGGCACGGCAUGGUCUCCUCCUCAGAUCCCGUUACAAUGGAAAUUCCCCCCAAGAGCCCUGAUGGGAGUGAGAAGUCUCCUCAGUCCAAGGAGCUGCUGACCAGUAACACGGCCAGCACCCUCUGCAUCAGCUCCCGGAGCGAGUCUGUCUGGACCAGCGCAUCCAGAAGCAAGUGGGACAUAUACCACAAGCCCGUCAUUGUCGUGUCUGUUGGAGCAGCCAUCUUCCUCUUUGGGAUUGUCAUCACCAGCCUGUCUUGCAUCCAAAUCAAGAACAAAAACGUCUACAAAAUGUGUGGCCCGGCUUUCCUGUCCUUGGGACUGAUGCUUCUCGUUUGUGGCCUUGUCUGGAUCCCCAUCAUCCGGAAGAAGCAGAAGCAGAGACAAAAGUCACAGUUUCUGCAGAGCCUCAAGUCUUUCUUCUUUAACCGCUGAGGGCAGACCAGGACCUUCCUGGGAAGGCUCCCCUCCCCUCUACCCACCUGUGUUGGUUAGCCAUAAAAAGAAACAAGUUCUUGUACUCUCCUAGAGGGUUUCAUCCCAGUAAGUCUCUUCCCUCCAGGUGAAACACCCUGCAGCAGCCUCCAGUGUGAAAAUGAACUUUGUAUUUCACGCCAGGAAAAAAGAGAGCAGGAUUUUGCAGCUACAGCCAUCAAGGCACAUCUGAGCUCUCUGCAUCACUCUCCUGUCCAAUGAGCAACCCAACAACACUUAUCAGGGAAAAGCAAAGCUCCUAACUUGUCUCCACCCAGUAGCUUCUGCAAGAUACAUCAGCAGGGAUGAGCCAACCGACUACAGUGUGAGGAAAGCCUGGUGUGAACAUUGCUGAUUGCAAACUGCAGUUCAGAUGUAGAAACUGGGAGGCCAGACAUGGUUCAUCCAGAGUUAGUGGAGAGGAGAAGGAGGACAAUGUAAUUCCAGACCACUUUCUAUCAGAGGAGGCCACCAGAACAGACAACACACAUCACCAAAGCUUAGGAAGACCAGAUGCCGUGCCCAUGGCCAGAACUUCCCCAUCAUUGAUCUGUUACAGUGGCUGGCUGAGACAUGGCUGCAAACUGGAGCUCACUCCUUGCUCAGCAUGGAGCAUUUGCAAGCUUUAUUUAUUGCUGGAAAGGGUGAGGGGAAGGAGCAGAAUCACAAGCAUCCCCUCUAGCAGAGGGUGUUUAAGAAAGGCUGCAGGGGCAAAUUUGUUUGCCACAUGUGUCCAUUUGCCCUGCUGUUAUCUUCCAGAGCCACCCAUAAACCCUAACCAUCAGCUUAUUCGUGCAACCAGAAUUGGACCACAGGCAAGAGAGACAGGUUCAUUAUCUCCACCAUUCCCUUUAUGCCUUUAAUAAAUGCGUGCCCUAAAGCAAUUCACCAAGGAAAGCACAGAUCCUUUCCGCAUGGUUUUUGCUUUAAUUUUAUAUUUUCAGCAUGCCUGAUUUACUUUAAAAGACAAAUGUGAAACACAAAUUCCCAGUCUGAAGAACUGGUUUCAGUCUGGACAGCAAGAUCUAGGUUGAAAUAAAUAGGCCCAUAAUGUCCAGCUCAGAGUUCCGGAUUCAGGCGCUGGUGAGAGUCUGAUUUUUCAGAAGUGCUGAUCCAGUCCGGACCCCGCAUCUUCAUCGGUCCGGUGAGACUCCCCAGCACAGUGAGCACUGGCUCAAAGGCCCUGACACCCGCUGCGGGGUGAGGAUGUGGUCGGUGCUGAUCAGAAGCCGAGGAAGAGCACAGAAGAUAAGACCCCACCAAGCUCCUCUUUGUAGCCUACACCUCCUCAGGGAAGCCGAGGCAGACCCGUUGCUCUUCCAAGUGCCGUGGGAGGCAGAGAGGCUGGCAGGAGGUGCACUGAGAGAAUUUACAAUGGGUUUGCUCUUUGAUUUCAGACAGACAGGGUAUGAUAAGCUCCAUCAGAUGCUGACGAGAGGAAGCUCAUGCGAGCCCUCAGCUCCCUCUAACCCAGUAUCUCACAUCUCCCAACAGCUGCCAAGGAACUCUGGAGAAAAGCACAAGGACUGGGGCACACAGACAAUAGCCCUUCUCCUGGUUAGUGUCCACCUCCCAGCUAACAGCAGCUCAGGGCCAAGGCAGACAUCGCUCCAGACCGCUGUUUACAGCCACCAAUACAGCCAACAUGCCCACCUCCUCCUGUUUUGACCACUUUUUCACAUCAGUUUGUACUUUCAUUCUCUGCAACAUCCUGGAGCCACAAUUCCUUCAAGGUCUCUAAUUUUCCAGACACACUGGAAGCUCUGCAUGGCAUCAGGAGACACGGCAAAAGCAGAGGGCAACAGAUCCUGCUGCUCGGGGCCAGCAGGCACCCAACAGGCCAGUUAAAAGGGAGAUGUGUUCUCCGUAGUCAAAUAUCAUGAAUCUGUAGCUGUGGGAACUGUGCUCAGGGCCGAGAGCUGAGUCCCUGUGGGGAAAUAUUAACCUCCUCCAGGCCAUCUCUGGCUGAACUCUGUUAUUUCUGAAACUGGUGCCACAUCAUCAUUUCUGCCUGCAAAUAUGGUCCAAGGUGCCCAUGGCCCAAAGCCUUCAAGUGGAACCAUUUGUGCUAUUGCAACCUGGCUAACAUGAUUAACUAGGGACUCACCUCGACACUGCUGCCAGGCUCCUACCAAUAUGUGACCAAGGCUGGCCAGCGUCAUGUGCCUGGAGAUCCCCUCCACCAGUGCUGGGAGAGCUUGAGGAGGCAGCUCCCAGCCUGGCACCUGGAACAGCUGGAUUACAAGUAUUUGAGUAACGCCCAUCCCUUUGCCCCAGGGUUAGCCUGGUCCUGAGUUUUGUUUCCUGGGUGGUACAGACGUGUGUGUUCCCAGCCAGACAGUGCCAGGUUUGUGAAUGGGGUGUACAAGGUGUAUGAACAGUAAAACAUUUGUUCCUUGGCCAUUCAUUAUGUUGUGCAACGUUUUGCUUGGGUUUGCAACCCUGACAUGGCACCAGGCAGCAGUCUCUAUUUAUUUAGCUGUGCAGAGAGCUCACCCAAAACUCCUUGCGGGAAGCUGCAGUCAAAAGAAGAGACAAACAUCAGGACUCAUGAGGGGGAAAUCAUGGAGCAAUGUGAAGAGCAUCACCAGGUCCCAGCUGGCUGCAGCCUGCAGACCUGGUCACAGACAGGCAUCCUAAAGCUGCACAGUCUGGAGGAGGCACCUGGAAAUGGACCCUGCUGCAAACAGCUCUGCAGUGGCAAGAGACUGCUCAGACUGGGCUAGCUGUCCAAAGAGAUGAGCCAGGAGGACUAGAAGUACCAAGUGGCCUGGAAAGAGAAAGCAGGGGUCUUGCUCUCCAUGUCUCAUGACUGUCAGUGAAAUGUUAAUAUGGUAAAAAGUCACUGAGACCAAGAAUCUAAUGGGAUUCCAGGCUGGUCAUUUAUGGAGAGAAUAUUAGGUUUAAUUAAAGCAAAAAUUUCCCGAGAGA